AUGAAUCGAUAUCUGACGCUAAGUCAACUGGGAGACGGUACAUACGGUACCGUUGUCCUUGGCCAGCGGAAGGACACCGGCGAAAAGGUCGCCAUCAAGCGCAUGAAACGGAAAUAUUACUCUUGGGAGGAAGCCAUGAGCCUCAGGGAGGUGAAGUCGUUGAAAAAACUUUCCCAUGCCAACGUGGUAAAGCUGAAGGAAGUGAUACGGGAAAACGAUGUGCUGUACUUUGUGUUCGAGUACAUGCAGGAGAACCUGUACCAGCUGAUUAAGGAUCGUGAUACCCAUUUCCCGGAGGCCACCGUAAGACUGAUACUGCAGCAAAUUCUGACCGGGUUGGCGUUUAUGCACCGACACGGUUUCUUCCACCGCGACUUGAAACCAGAGAAUGUGCUGUGCAGCGGACCGGAAACGGUAAAAAUAGCUGACUUUGGACUUGCCCGGGAGAUACGCUCCCGGCCACCAUACACGGACUACGUUUCCACCAGAUGGUACCGUGCGCCAGAAGUGCUUCUACAUUCAACACGCUAUGGGAGUUCCAUAGACCUAUGGGCAGUAGGAUGUAUUAUGGCGGAAUUAUACACCUUUCGGCCAUUAUUUCCUGGCUCUAGCGAGGUGGAUCAGUUGUUCAAGAUAUGUUCUGUGCUAGGCACACCGGACAAGUCCGAUUGGCCUGACGGGCAUAAACUUGCUGCAACGAUUCAGUUCCGGUUUCCGGAGUGUCCAAAAAUACCAUUGGCCACCUUAGUGACACGUGCCAGUACCGCUGGUAUACAGCUGCUGGAAGAUUUGCUCCAAUGGGAGCCGGAGAAACGACCAACCGCACAACAAUCGAUGAAAUAUCCCUACUUUAGCACAGUGAAGGCACGAAACUCAGCGAAUAUCACAACAAACAGUUUAAUAAAACACAAUCAGCCACUUAAUGGUAACGCGAACGGUGGUCCAGCGGCUGGUGCACCGAAUGCUCGUUUAUCAAUCAUGGAACUAGAUACCAACUCGAGGAAUGCGCGCGAUGUAAAUGGAACUAAUGGCAAUUUCAAUCCGAUUAGUCACAGCGAACUGAACGAUUUGAACUCCAUGUUAAGCCUAUCACGCGUGUCGGAGAGUACUGUCGACCGGACGACUGAGCAAACACAGCCAACCCAAGCCAGUCAGCAGGUGUUCACCGAAGAUGAGAAGGAAACUGGCAAGCUCCAGAGUGGUAUAAACUACAGCCUGUUAAACGAAAUGCUCAAUGGAUACACUGUGGGAAUUGGGCCUUCCGUUCAAACAAAUGGCCAAGGUAUGACGAGAAUACUGCGUAAUGCUCCAACGAACACCUACUCCAAGUCAAACAUGGCCUACGAAACCAACGAUGCAGCAGGCGAUGCGAAUAAGAAUGACAAGAGCACGGGGUCCGUUGUUAGUUACGCUAUUAUUAAACCCGCGGUAGUGCGUAUCGAGGAGAGCCGUGUGACGGAUGUACCGAUACCACUAACAGACGGAAUUGGAGGCAAAAAAGAGAAGGUGAACGAUAUAUUCGUCACACGAAAUACUGAUUAUAAACACCAUCAAAGCGGAUAUGGAGUCACGAAAGCAGGCGGACAUCGAACGCUUUCGGUCAUUGAUAGUGACGAUUCGAGCUACUUCGGUAGCGGGUUCUAUCUACAUAAGAAGAAUUCUGGCCACAUGUUAAAAAACGGAACCACUGCUUUGAGUAUUGGCGGAGGUAGUGAUGGUGGAGGUAUAGGAACUAGUCGAAGAACUGGCGAAGAGGGUGCGUUUAACGGUGGUUUUCUGAACGAUAGCAAGGUGUACAACGCAUUUUCUAAACAACCUAUGCUUUUGACUCGAAAAACGGAUGAAGAUCUGAAGGUGUACCGAAAUCGAAACGGGCCGAUGGAUCGAACGAUUCAUGGACAUUUCAGCAAGAGCUGGGAACCAACCCACCAUCUUGGAGAAAGGCAUGAAGAUAAUACGCUGGAAGAAAUUUUAGGAAGUCGAAUAAAACCAACGAAGAAACAAUCGAACGACUUUAAGUUGGAGGACCUUUUCGGGGCGUUAUCAUUCAGCAAGGAUUCUACCACAGCAAAGUACCCGAACACGGUUCCGUUUGCCAAGAGCUCCACUAAAAACAUCGGAGCUAGCGGAGCGAUAGCGGACAUUUUCGAUAAUUCAGAUGCUAAACCUUCCCAUUCCAGCGCUAAUGUGGUGCCACGGCGAAAAAAUCAGCAGCAAGUAUUUGUUUCAGACACUAGCAAUUUAAGCACCGACAAGUUCAGCGGUAUUAAUCCAUCGUUUAAAUUGUUCCCAUGGGAUGACAUACCGAAAAAUGGAGUCGAAAAGAAGCAGUGGAUCCCUGAUAACGAGGUUUUAGCGUACGUUGGCGCCGGUAAUGAGCACACAGGACGAACGGAUUGGGCCGCUAAGUACCUGAGCAAAUAA
Anopheles marshallii is the source of this 2424-nucleotide messenger RNA. Its product is annotated as probable serine/threonine-protein kinase fhkE. The coding region runs from base 1 to 2424 and encodes 807 amino acids. Gene Ontology annotation, biological process: protein phosphorylation; cilium assembly; intracellular signal transduction. Lineage: Eukaryota; Metazoa; Arthropoda; Insecta; Diptera; Culicidae. The transcript has 7 exons. Gene Ontology annotation, molecular function: protein serine/threonine kinase activity; ATP binding. The record is from RefSeq and is a predicted model, not a curated record. Gene Ontology annotation, cellular component: cilium; nucleus; cytoplasm.